AUGUUAAUUGCAACCUUGAACUCGUCUCUACUCCAAAAGUUUUUAACGCUUUAAACUUUCACGUACAUAGCAGAGAACAAAACCUUUAUUGCCAAAAGUGUGCAUAAUGCAGGCAGGCAGUAAUAUCUAUGCAUGAGGAGGUUAAUCAACCAGACCACCAGUACGUACAGUAGAAGAGAGGGGAUAAUAUCAUCCAGUUAGCAAUUUAAUAAUACGAGUGUGUGCUUGCUUUUGUUGUAUAAUAGCAAAUAGUUUUUGUCCCGUCGUAAUAAUCCAUCCGCAUCCUGGUUGGGGAACUGCAGUGAAUUCGAAUUGUGUUGUCAUUCCGAUUUCAUAAGUAUUCCGUGCUGCUGCUGCGCUGGAUUAUUCCAGAUCAUAAAUUAUUUUAAUCAAAAUAAUAUUUACUCGGGCAAACAAACUUCAUCAUCAUCAUCUUCAUAGCAAGCACGGCACGGCAUGUUUUCCAGCUUAAUAAAUUCCUGCAUAAUAAUAAUAAUAAGCCUGCAAUGAUUCAUGUUGCGAGGAGGAAUUAUGUGUCCAAAAAGUAAUGUCGAAGUGAAAUUGUUGCCCAUCGUGUUUUUGCAAAUUUUUCUCGUUUUCUCGGGCGUUCGUGGGAGGUGGAAUGACACCUACGAUAAGUACGACUUGGCCUAUUUGAGACGCGAUUAUUUGGCGAAAUACUGUCCAACAGAGAACUUGUUUCUGAACUGCAGCAGCCAAAAACCACCCGGCCUGUCAUUUCCCAACCUACCCGAAAACAUUACGAGUGAAGAAUUCUCGGACAAGUUCCAUGGUCAGAUUCAGUCCUGGUGUGAAUCUUCAUGGUCAUCGCAGCGAGAUUGUGAGAGGCAGAGGGAGCAAUUCGUGGAUUCCUGCUUCCUCACAUUUCCAUCCAGUUCGGUUGGAUUUGAUUUAAUUUCUGCCCUUUUCGAGGCUGCGUGUCGCCAGAAAAACAAUAAUGAUAAUGCUACAUCAUCAUCAUCACCGAUUGCAUAUUUGGUAAUCCUCAGGAGAAACUUGCGUCACUGGUGGUACAAUGAGCGUGAUGUGGUCUCCUGUUUCAACGAGAUUAGUCUGGAGUACUAUAAACGGGACAUCAACAUGGUGCUAAACUGUCUCAAGUAUCAACUCCGCUACAGAAAUUGUGUAACAAACGAGCACGGUGGCGAAAUGAUCAAAUGCGAUAAUUUAUUUCAAAAACUUGCCGAAGCCGUGAAAUCAUCGUACUCAAGUUCUGGCUACGUUUACCUAACAAGCUAUAACUUAACGUUAAUUAACUCUGAAAAAUUCCCCGUUGUCGGUGACCUUGCCACCCUUGGAGGGAACAGCAACACGCCUUGUACUUCGGGAGGGUUUGCCUAUAUCGCAUUUUUCUCACUUUUGGUCCUCAUCGUAAUCACACUCGGACUGUUUUUGUCAGUAAAAGUGAAAUGCAUCAAUGCAACGCAGUGGCGAUAUCAGGCAGGAGGAGGGGUGCGCCACCAAGAACUCGUCCAACAAGGCAGGAACUCCAUCGAGAUGUAAUCGCUACCAAAUUAUGACAAGAAACCUAUUGGCGGCGGAAGCAGGGGGACAUUGGGGGGACAUUGGGGGGACAUUGUCCCCCCAGAUUAUCUGGGGCCCAGAAAUUUGGCAAAAUCGCGUUAAUAAGUCCCUCCUCCUCCAAUUCCACAACUGCUAACGUCCCCACAUGUCCCCCCCAACUUCCGCCGCCACUGAACAAGCCUACCUCAACUCACUGUUGACUUUACUUGAUUGCUUUUUGGGGCGAGAGAGUGCCUGCUGCAUUAUUCGAGUAGCGUGCCCUUGCCUUGAGCUAUCAAGUGAAACAGAAGCCGGUCUCAGCAUUUUGUUUUACACUGCAAUUAGCAAAUGUCUGUUUAUUGAUAAAACUCGAUAAAUUAAUGUCAACAUUGGAUAAACCUUGGACUGUCGAAAAUUUUUAGAGUGUGUAAGUGUAAUACAUAUAACACCUCGAAUCUACGCAGAAAUAUUUCGACCUGAAUUUGCCAACGACAAACCCUUGAAUUUUGCACGCUAAAUAUUUAUUAAUGCCCAAAAACUGCGCCAUGUCCGCUAUCGUGGGAAAUAAAAUGUUGGUUGAUUACUUAACUUUACGCACUAAAUUAGUGCCGUCGUUUCAUGUAAAUUCCUCUCUUCCACAAAAGUAUUACUAGAUUUUAGACGUUGUGCAAUUUAAAAAAUGUCAUGGUCAGUACAUAAGAAAAAAAGACGAAAACGAUUGACUAUGGAGUAUUUAUGACCAAUCCUUCAUUAUUACCUUGUUUCACGAACAGAUGAAUUAAAUAUUAAACAAUCAAAAACUAAAUAAGAGACCGACCAGCUA
Messenger RNA from Folsomia candida, 2347 nucleotides. RefSeq lists its product as uncharacterized. Bases 514 to 1524 code for a protein of 336 amino acids. Lineage: Eukaryota; Metazoa; Arthropoda; Collembola; Entomobryomorpha; Isotomidae. The record is from RefSeq and is a predicted model, not a curated record. The transcript is spliced from 4 exons.